This is a messenger RNA of Dentiscutata heterogama, 510 nucleotides long. Lineage: Eukaryota; Fungi; Glomeromycota; Glomeromycetes; Diversisporales; Gigasporaceae. The record is from the annotation of a GenBank genome assembly.
AUGCCAUCUUUUGGAAACGCUCACAAAAUGUCUACAACAGUUGAACCUACUGUGUGCCUCUCCUCAUGGCCAAAAAAGACUCGAAAGUCAACAGUGAAACCAUGUCCUAUCUACACCAAAAACAUCAUAUCAUCGUCAAAUGAAAACUCUCCUAACCGAGAAAUUGUAUUAUCUCCUUUGCCGUCAGGGCAUCUUGAAACUGCAAAUAAAUUUUGGCAGUUUAAAGUUGAAGAAGGUCUAAUUACCUACGUACGGUAUGGUAGCAUUCGGUCUGAUGGUAGUCUCAAGGAGCGAGCCAUACACGUUCAACAUCAUUCAAGCUAUCUUGAUGCAAAAAAAUUUGUUGAAAAUUUAGUUGAUGAAAAAAUCAAAGCCGGUUAUGUUGUCACUUCACUCUUUUCACUUUCAAUAUUGGAAGUGAAUAAAUAUGAUAGCCUCGUUAUAUCAGACGAGACUACAUUAGUUUUUAAAGUCCUUUUACAUUUUGUGAAAGGUCAAAAACUAUCAUGA